Neospora caninum is the source of this 2715-nucleotide messenger RNA. Its product is annotated as Ferrochelatase, related. Gene Ontology annotation, molecular function: protoporphyrin ferrochelatase activity. Gene Ontology annotation, biological process: heme biosynthetic process. The record is from RefSeq and is a predicted model, not a curated record. NCBI's taxonomy places the organism in Eukaryota, Apicomplexa, Conoidasida, Eucoccidiorida, Sarcocystidae. The transcript has 7 exons. Bases 1 to 2715 code for a protein of 904 amino acids.
AUGCGCCACGACUGGCUCACGCGGCUCCGCGCGGCCGUGGACACAGCGGCAGGCACAAGCACACACGCCGAACUUCGUUUGGGCCGAGACCGUUUUCGAAGCCGCAUCCUGUCUCGCCGUCUUGCGUGUCUCCAUUCGUCUUUUGGCGCAAACAGGCUUCCGGUUCCCGAGCGCAGAAAUCCCGCGGUUGCCGCCGGGGUGGCCCUGGGAGACGGCGCCUCGCCCGUCGGUCCGCAAAACGGGAAAGCUGGAGAGAAAGGCAGAUUUCUCGAGAAUCUGCAACCGAGAACGAGGGAAAGGGACGGCUGGCGACAUGUGAGCAACGAGGCAGAGAAUCCUAGGCGGGCCUUGCGGCGGUUUACGCCCCUGUCCGUCGCUAAGCGACAAGCACUCGAGACGCGACACACAGGAAAAAGAAAAGGCUUUCCGGAAGAGAGUUUCGCGUGUGAUCCUGAGCCGCCUCAAGGACGCGAAUGGACUGUACAGCCAGUGUCUGAUGCGUCGCGCCUGCUGGGGGGCGGAGCCUCGGUGCCUCGCGGCACGUCUCCUCCGUACUUUUGGCUGUUCUCUCCCACGGGCAGAAGGUUUUUCCACGACAGCGGAUCGCCCGUAGGGCCUCAGAACUCCGAACUGGAACGCGAGGCAGGCAAGGGAAGAGCAUUUUCGACACAAGGCGCAGGGCAGCAGAGAGCAGAGGUGGGGGAAACAUGUCGGAGCGACGGUUUCCUGGAGGGGUAUCCCGGAAGUAGAGAGGCAGGAAUGAGCGGAAGGGAACGGGACGGAGACUUGGGAAGGGCGGGACGCGAAGCGCGGACAGAGGAAGACGCUCUGUGGCGAAAGGAAGCAGACUAUUUGUCUCCAGAGGCUCGCAAGCUUCAGUGCCUCUACCACAGAAGGAGUUCCUACCUUCGAGGUGAAGACGGGCAAACAGCCCGGCCGGUCGUCCCGGCGUGGCUGCGGCAAAAGGGCGAGGAGAAAGAGAUGGGAGAAGAAGAGUCAGUCAAACUGGGAACGGCGGAUGGAGGCGCCGUCUGCGUCGUCCUAGUUAACCUCGGCAGUCCGUCUGCACCAACGUACAGAGAGCUCUGGAAAUACCUGAAUCAAUUCCUGGGAGAUCCUCGUGUUGUCGAGGUUCCCUGCGUCCUCUGGUUUUUCAUACGCCACGCCUUCAUUCUUCCCUUCCGUAGCUUUGCCUCCGCCCAAAAGUACCAGUCCAUCUGGAACUUCGAUCCCUGUUCUAAGUCUGCUCCGCGCCCUCAGGCACACGGUGCGCCUUCCCUGUGUCAGUCCCUGGCCUUUGGUAGUGUUCGUAGAGGCCGUGAGACAGUCCACUCUGCGCAGGAGCACCGUCUCCACAUCUCACAAGGUUCUCUGGUCGAGGAAGCGCGAGACACGCGGUGCGCCAAAGGAAAGAAUUUGGUGCAUCCGGACCUUCCAGCGGCGGAUUCGGCUCGCCGGAGCGCGCAGCCCAUUCGGUCCCAGGGUGACACGGAGGCUGACCAGACCGCACGGCAUCUCAGAGAAGCGAGUGUCUGUGGACGUAGCUCGACGAUGACUCGUGUGGCUCUUCACGAAACACGAAAACGCGAUUUCUCAGGCUCGCCCGCACCUCUCGUCCGUAUCUCUGAGGCUCUGCGAAGUCAAGUCCAGGCUCGAUUCGACGCACUGCUGGACGAAAAACUCGGAGAAAGGGACAAGCGGGGAGGUUGGGAGGCGCCGACCGAUAGAGCUGUGAGAGACGGCGACAGACCCGCGAACGGGUGUGAAGGUCGAUCUAAAAGGGAGAAGGAAAGCGCGGAGCCGUCCAUGAAGAGUGCGCGCUUCCGAGAAAUGCAUGCGGCGAGACAUGGAGGCACGAACGGAAGGGGCCUUCGUGACCCAGCGGGGAUCGAGACUCCGACCGUCGACUUGCUGAAGGAAGGCGCGCGUCGCCUGCGACCCGCCGUCCGCGUGCUGAUGGGAAUGCGCUACGGCGAGCCUUCCCUUCCUUCUGUCCUGCGGGCUGCUCGAGAUGGAGGCUGCCGGAAACUCCUGAUUCUCCCGCUGUAUCCUCAAACAGCAGCUGCGACGACCUCGUCCGUUUACGACGCCGCCAUGGAGGAAAUCAUGAAGUGGCGCGUGAUGCCUGAUUUGCGCAUUCUCAGCGGCUACGCGGAUCACCCCGCCUACAUCAGCGCUCUCGCGACAACGAUCCGUCGCUUCUGGGAAGAGGAGGGGGGAGAGAGCGAGCGCAAGCACGCGAACGAACCUGCAGUUCGAGGCAGGGGCGAAAAGCUGGUAUUUUCUUUCCACGGCAUUCCUCUCAGUACGGGAAGGCAAGCGGGAGAGAUUUACCAGUGUCUUUGUGCGAAAACAGCCCGGCUGGUCGCGGACCAGUUGGAGAUGCAACCGGAGGACGUCGAGGUGGCUUUCCAGUCGCGCUUUGGGCCUGCCGAGUGGACGCAGCCCUACAUUGAUCAGCGUCUCGAGGCGCUCGCAGGCGCUGGCUACCGUCUCGUCGAUGUCGUGAUGCCCGGCUUCGCGACAGAUUGCUUGGAGACGAUUGAGGAGAUGGCUGGGAUUUACCGCGGGAAGUUUCUUCAGCUCACCAACGGCGAAGGCGAAUUGCGAGUUAUUCCCUGCUUAAAUGCCAGUGACGAGGCCACGGCGGCGGUGUUUGCCGUUGCGAAAGAGCAAAUGACAGAUUGGUUGAAGCUCAUGGAGCCUACGCCGUAG